CAGAGCUCAGAGCCACCAGCCCCCACAGGCUGCCCCAUCCCCUUGGAUGGGGUCUUUGCCCCUGGUUUCUCUCCCUGGGCUGGUGCCAAUGAGCCUCUUUUCCCUCUUGGACUGGGGCUACAGUGCCACCAUAGCAGAGGCUCUUGACAGGAAGGACACUGACACUGCUUCUCUGUCCCCACAGGAGAUCAUCGAUCUGACCUGUGAGGACACGAGCACAGACCCAGUGCAGUUGAGCGUGACUGAGGACGCCUGCAUCCUUCUACACUGCACCUGCAGUGCUGACCAGGACCCCAGGACUGCGCCUGCUGCCCCAGCAGCACACACGUCCCAUCCCCAGCUCUGCUCCACCGUGAAGGAAGAAAUGGAGGCAGUGGCAGAGCCAAACCCUGCACCAUCCUGGCACAGCACUCCCAUGAAGCCUAGUGCCACCACGGACACAGCAGAAAGCAUGGAGAACAGGAGCUGCCUCUCUCCUGCCUCCAGCUGCCACAGCUCCUGCAGCUCGGAGCAGGACUGCAGUGCUACCAGCUUUAAUAGUGACCUGAGUUCCCUGCCCAGCAUGCAGCAGGACUCAGCACCCCCCAGCCUGGACAGCAAUAGCAGCUGGAAAGCUGAUGGCCCAGAGGAAGAGCCUCCCCACCUCUGCCAGGAAAGGGACCUUCCCCCAAGGCUGAGCCCUGCCCCAACCCUUCCCACGACCCCAGGGAAGGCCCGAGGGUCUUUGCUGGAAACAAAUGACAUACCACACGAACCAACCCAGCAAGCGACCCCAGCCAGGAGCGAUGGUGACAGCAAGGCCUGGCUGGACAAACUGCACAGUUUCAGGAGGAGUGGAGUCCAGCACCUCUUCUUCCAAGGCAUAGCACCCAACAGGGAAACACAGCAGCAAAAACCUGAGCUCAUCCCCAGAGGGAAGCUGAGCAUGGUGCGCACCACCAUGGAGGAGAACUUCUUGGAGGGCACCUUGCAUCUCCUGAAUGAGUUCGUCUCCUGCCAGCACUAUCCCCCCAAAGAUAUCAUCUCCCACCUGAUCAGACAGGUCCUGUUGAAUGCCCAUGAAGAGGAGAUCUUGAAGGACACCUACAUGCUGCUGAUGAAGAUCCAAAUGCUCCAUCCAGCCAACGCUGCCACAGUGGGAUGGGACUGGACGCUGCUGAAAUUCAUCAUGGAGGACCAGGAGAAGCCCCCUGGCCGGCUCCUCUUCCUGCAGUACGUGGUGCAGACCCUGGAGGACGACUUGCAGAAGAAUCUGAGGUUGCACCUGCUGCAGAAGUCAAUUGCCAAGAAAGUGCUUUCGUGUGACAUGUGCUUCAGCAAUGUCAAGGAAGUGGUCAAAUGGUUGGUCGCAGCUAUUACAGGAGUCGGGUUCUGCCAGCCCCAGGAGAAGCCACAAGAAACUCCCUCCUCUUCAGCAGAAGCCAGGGCUGAACACAGCUCAUCUGCACCAAGUCUAGCCAGCACACAGGCUCCAGCAGCUUUCUUUGCCCAAAAGGUGAUGCUCCUGCUCCAGCGGAUGUUGUCCAUCGCAGUGGAAGUGGACAGAUCUCCCACCUGCAGCUCCCAUAAGAUUGCAGAUGAGAUAUUCCCAUUUAUACUGAAUAUCCCCCUGAGGAGCCAAAGGGAAGUGUUAUUAAACACCAUGGAGAGCCAGCUCCUGCGCUGCAGACUGCUAGAGCUGUUGUUCCAGCACAGUUCUGAUGUGCCCUCAACCUCAUCUAUGUCUCUGGAGAAAAUCCUGUAUUUCCUGAGCCACUUCUCUGUGCUGCUGCAUUUUGAGGAUGAAACAGCAACGUGGCAAAGGUGGGAUGAGAUGCUGCAGUACUUGAGUUUGCUGCUGAUGAGUUACCGAAGUGUAAUACAGGAGCACCUGCGGAGCUCCCUCAGUGACCGGAUGGACUUGAUGGUUCAGAAAGCCAAGCCCAGGCUCCAGGAGAGUGACAGCAUCACCAACCUGGACGUUCAGGUGAAGAUUGAGGACUUCAUCAGCCGAAUGCAGAGGGUCCUAGGGCAGCCUUUUCCUCCACAAAUCCAGGAGAAAUUGUUCCUGCUGCAAGAGUUGUUCUCUAUUGUCACUACUGCCUGAUGGAGACAACCACUGCAGCAAGGGGGACAAAGAAUUUCAAGUUCCCCCCAAAAAAAAACAAACUCAAAACCCCCAUCUCAUGCUGCAGUCUCAAUGUCAUGGGGGUUGGUUUAUACAGUUCUUUAGAAAAAUAGUUGGUUUACAUCGUCUCAGAAUUUCUGUUCAAAUUUGCAUCGUUUAUCAGGCACGUUGUACACUUUAAAAAAAUAAAUUAUUUUUAUAUUU
Messenger RNA from Manacus vitellinus (golden-collared manakin), 2311 nucleotides. RefSeq names its product SUMO interacting motifs containing 1 (gene SIMC1). NCBI's taxonomy places the organism in Eukaryota, Metazoa, Chordata, Aves, Passeriformes, Pipridae. The transcript is spliced from 9 exons. The record is from RefSeq and is a predicted model, not a curated record. Bases 47 to 2086 code for a protein of 679 amino acids.